Messenger RNA from Populus nigra (black poplar), 2210 nucleotides. Its product is annotated as protein EMBRYO DEFECTIVE 1674-like. Lineage: Eukaryota; Viridiplantae; Streptophyta; Magnoliopsida; Malpighiales; Salicaceae. Bases 85 to 1011 code for a protein of 308 amino acids. The transcript is spliced from 4 exons. The record is from RefSeq and is a predicted model, not a curated record.
UUCCAUGAUUAUGCCACCUCAUCUUAGUAGGGCAAAAUCUCCCGCCCAUUUUGGCCACGCGCACUCUCUUCUCUCUGCUCUAAAAUGGCUGAUGUACCGACCCACCUAUCUAUAAACGGGGCAAAAAAAGAAAAGGCCCGACCCGGAAAAAUGUCGAGUGAGGCGAAGGAAAGGGAAGGAUUUAGCAGCAGCACAACCCCAGCUUCACUUACCAAAAUCUUGAUCCGUUCCCUGUCGCGUCUUAAUUCAAGAACCCCGUCCAACACUAUCCCUCUUUCUUCUUUGUCUCUUAAUUCCGUUUGGUUACAUGACUGGUGGCUGGUUAAGGUAGAAGGGAAUGGCUUAGCUGUUUCUGGGUUUACUUCAAGAGAAGGAGUAGGGACAAGAUUAUUUUGCUCAGCAGCAAUUGUCAAAAGACAUUAUGCCACCAUUCUUGAGGCGAAAGACGGCAUCACUGUUACACUUAGUGGAUUCAUAAAUCGAGAUCGAGCUCAUGAAAAUGGGUUUUCAUUUCAGAUUUGUGACCGUUUCCAACUGGGCUUUCCAUAUUCCUGGGAAGAAAUUGCUGCUAAAUUGCGCGGUGAAGAGUCUGCUAAUGGAGGGAGUCCUAGGGGAAAAUCUGGAUUGGUGGAGCUCAACACGUCUUCUGGCAUCAGCACAAACACUGCUUCGGUGUCGUUUGAUGAUAUCCCAGUUACAAGAAUCCGUGAUAUUCUAAUGCACCCUCUUGGAGAUCCCAAAGAUUGUGCACUUGAAGACAUACUAGGAUCAUUCUGCAGCAACAUCAUGGAACACACUCCCAUGUUAACUGAUCCAUUCUCAAAUAGCAAGAGUCCAGUCACAGUGACAAGGAAAAAGAAGAGGACCAAGGCUGACCAGAAGCACAGAGAUGGGGGUAAAAUCACACUUACAGAUGAUACAGUAAUGGGGGAGUGCAUUACCCCAAGAAGAGGAGUUGUCACAAGAAGCAUGUCUAGACUGAGGAAUCUUGCAAAAAACAACCCAGGAUAGAUUUUGUUAAACUCUUCCAUUGAGAGUACAGACGAUGCUUUUCUUUCAACAUCAGAGGCUGCUCCGAACCAGUCCGGAGGGAUGAGUGCUAGGAAAGAUAGUUGUGCUAACAUAUCUAGAUGGAUGAAUGAUGAGAAAAUCUCCCAUCAAAAUUUACUGUCUCUUGCAAAGAAUUCAGAAACAGCCGAGAAAGAUAAUUGUGCUAUCAUGUGUAGAUUGGUGAAUCCUAGAACAACGAAGGAAGAAAAUCUGUCAUCAAAGUCCACUGUCUCCUGCAAAGAAUUCCAAGAACCCCAGAAAAGGCUCUUCCAUCAAGCCGCUAUCAUCCAAGAGUGAAGACAAUGCUUUUCUUUCAACAUUAGAAGCCACUGAUGUAGAACUGCUGGCAAAGAUAGUCGAGCCGCCAUCAUCCAAGGAAGUCCCUGAUGUUUCUAUAGUCAAAUAUCCAGAAGGAUUGACAUGACCUUUAUGGAAAGCCAGAAUUCUGAAACAGAAUCUAGUACUGCUGGGAUGUUCAUGCCUAAUGGAGUUGUUCUUGCAGAAACUGAUGAUAACUCAUUUGGCAGUCAAUGUGUGAUAUUUACAGGUUUUUGGGGCUGCAAACUUUUCAAUACGGGCAUUACAAGCUAAGUUCUCAUUCAGAAUAGAACUCAACAAAUUCCAGAGUUUGUUCAUAUGUCGGAUGAUAGAAUGCCCAUGACUUUCUUAAUCCUUCCAUUCUAACACAGGAUAUACCUUAAAUUCGACCGCCAUAUGCAGGUCAUUAACACAGGUACUCACCUUGCAUUCGCCAUUGGACCUGGGGUUUGUUUAUGCUUGGAAUAGUCCUGGAGACGAAUGCAAACAGAGCUCUCCAUUUCUAGGCAAGAGUACUCAAAGGGAAAUGCGAUUUCCUUCCAACCUGGAAUUUAGUAGUAGAAUUUAUUUUUUAACAUUCACGAUGCAUCCAUAUAUGCACAGACAGUUUCUAUUUUUUUCUUGGCUUGGUGUGCAUAAAGGAAAAUCAUCCCCACGAAGAAUGACCAACACAGUCAAGAUUCAACAGCUGACAUUCAUCAUAAAAAGGAUCAUAGAAUCAUCAGGGUUGGUGGCAAUUUAAUUUCUGUGCUAAUUAAUCGUUCACUUUCUGGUGCAGCAUUACAUCACUACAAGAUUGGUUCAACUACAUGAUUUGAUUCAUUUGUAAGGACUUGGGUUCU